This is a messenger RNA of Solanum tuberosum (potato), 1307 nucleotides long. RefSeq lists its product as uncharacterized. NCBI's taxonomy places the organism in Eukaryota, Viridiplantae, Streptophyta, Magnoliopsida, Solanales, Solanaceae. The record is from RefSeq and is a predicted model, not a curated record. The coding region runs from base 433 to 879 and encodes 148 amino acids. The transcript is spliced from 4 exons.
GCUUUUAUGUUAAUUCUUUUUCUUUAUUACAUUCUCGUUGCGCAGUAUGGAGUGUCUAUUGCCACUCUGAAACUGAGAAAUCAUCUUCAGAUUAUAAUUAUUUUAAUUUUAGAUCUCAUUAGCAAUUAAUGUUACAUAUCUUACUCGAAGAUUUUUAUCGCUUGAACUUUCAUCUCAAUAGCAAUUCAUGUGUUCUUAUUAUUUCCCUUUUCAGUCAGUUUAGAGUCAUCCACAUGUCCACUAUCGAAUUCAAAACUAUAAUAGAAUCCAAAGGUGUACCAUACACAAGAUUUGUUUCCUAUGUAUCAAAAAUACAAAUGUUUGCCUCCCAAUAAAUUUAACACCUAAAAGCAUCAGCACUAUUCAGGUUUUUAUUAAUGAUUCAGCCCCAUCAUAGAGAUCGAUUGGGAAUACAUGUGAUGAUUAAAACAGAUGGCUCUCCAACUGAUUGUGGAAUGUCUAUUGCUCAAGAAAGUUGAUUGCUUAAUAUAUGUUAGCAGGAUGUCAUCACCUUUGGAGAUAAAGGGUCCAAGAAAUACAACCUCACUUUCUCAAUCAGAGAACUUUGAGGAUUAUGAAGUUUCCUUCAAAUUAUGUCCGUUACUCAACCUCGAGUGGCACCUUACAGCUAGUGGGAAGUCAAGAAAGUAUAUCCUGCUCGGAAUGAAGUCAAGCGAAAUAGAUUUCCUUCAUUGGCACUCUCAUCAGUCAUCAAUCAGCGAAACAGAGAAAUCAACGGUUUCAAAAUUCUCUGGAACCCAUUUCAAGCUUCACGCCUUCAAUUCUAAUGACACCCAAGACACAGAAGACAUCAACAUAGUAGAAGAAUUCAACCCAAUACCCAUUUCAACCCAAGUUUUCGAUUCCUGCUUCACCUGAUGAGAAGAAGUUUAUGGGUGAGAAAGUUACAAAGCUGAAAAUAUCUUCUUCUAUCUUUUGUUUUACACAUCUUCUGAUUGAGUUAUAAUACAUGCCUCGCUUCUAUACAAGAUGAGAAACCAUAAAAUGCCUUUAUGAAGUGUUUGCGAAGUUGAUGUCACCUAAUUCAGAUUUCACUGAAUUAAUUUUUGAACCAAAUUAAUGCAUAUGUUUGCUCUAACGUUGAAAAGGAAAAACGUUGAAUGAUAUGGAUAUUUUCCUUUUAAGAAUACAAAGUCGCGAUAAAGGUAGAAAAUUUAGAUGGUAUUAAUUUUGAUAUGGAUCACCGUUGAGAACUUUGCCUGAGGUAUUAAAUUCUAUUUUCCCUCUUUAGAAAUGUUUCAUGUAGCUCCUAAUUGUGAUGCUUCAUUUACAUAUUUUUAAAAUUU